Amborella trichopoda is the source of this 5067-nucleotide messenger RNA. RefSeq names its product ABC transporter C family member 8. Gene Ontology annotation, molecular function: ATP binding; ABC-type transporter activity; ATP hydrolysis activity. Gene Ontology annotation, cellular component: membrane. The record is from RefSeq and is a predicted model, not a curated record. Gene Ontology annotation, biological process: transmembrane transport. NCBI's taxonomy places the organism in Eukaryota, Viridiplantae, Streptophyta, Magnoliopsida, Amborellales, Amborellaceae.
UUACGUGUAAGAUUUCUCAGAUUUCUUAUGGUCAGGGUUCGGGCCAUCACGAAUCUAACCCUUUGAUUUGCAUGUCUCUUUACUCCUGGUUGUACAUAUACGUGACUUGUUUGUUUUCUAGUUGUUCUUGUUCUUGGUUCUUCUCCUUUCUUCCUCUCCCUCUCUCACACAUCCACACACUCCUCAUCAGUUCAUUGUGAAAUAUUCACUCAUAGUGUUUGACAUGUACAGCUUUAUGGAGCUUUUAUCAUUUGCAAAAUUGAAAAUAGAUAAUAGAGAAGACAAAGAGAGUAAAAAUAUGAAUUGUGAAACCUUCUUUCUCUCUCAAGAAUUUCCUUCUACAACUUGAAUCCACGGACUCAACACAACAAUUACCUACUUGGUGACUUUGGCCUUCAAUCCUUGGAUUGCUUUAUUUCCUGCUUUUGGAUUUCUUCUCUUGCAGUUUCUUUGAUCAUGGGGUUCAAGAGACUUUCAUGGAUAUGUGGGGUGGAACUCAAAUCAGGUUCAACAUGUGUUCUAAGUGGUGUAAUAGAUGGUUUAAAUAUAUUCUUCCUCAUUCUUUUCUUUCUGGUUUUGAUAGUUUCUAGCCUCAGGAAUCACACAAUCCAUUUAGAAACACACAGAUCAGGGUUAUUCAUUAUCAUUUCAGUAUUUUGUGCUACUGUUGGUGUUGUAUGUUUUGCUGAUGGCUUAUGGAUUCUUCUAUGGAAACCUGAGAGCUCCUUGUUUUGGAGUUGGACUCUUUAUUUUGUGAGGGGAUUAGUUUGGAUAGCUUUAUCAGUCUCUCUUAUCAUUCGGAAGUUCAAAUGGGUGAAAAUCCUGAGUUUGGUUUGGUGGGUCUUCUUCUCUCUCCUUGUAUCUGCCUUAAACAUUAAGCUCUUAGUGAGUGCACAUUCACUUAAGAUCCUAGACUUGGUAUCUUGGCCCAUAAGCUUGUUGCUUCUUUUCUGUGCAUUAAAACUUCUUGGAGUUCUUUUCUCUCAUCACACAGAAACAAAAGAUUUGUCCCAAUCUCUAUUGAAUAAACAUGGCAGAAAAGCAAUAGAACCAUGUAACACAAGAAGGUUCUUAAGUUCCCUCACAUUUUCUUGGGUCAAUCCUUUACUACGAUUGGGCUACACCAAACCUUUAAACAUUGAUGACGUUCCACCUUUAGCAAUAGAAGACAAGGCUCUUCUGGCCUAUGAGGCCUUCUCUAAGGCCUGGGAAGUCCGUAGAGAAAGAGGGGAUACCGACAAUUUGGUCUUCAAAGCUUUGAGUGAUUGUUACUCUAAAGAGAUGGUGUUCACUGGUAUCUAUGCAUUUCUUAGAGCAGUCUCAACUUCGGUUUGUCCAUUGUUACUAUAUUCAUUUGUGAAAUUUAUGGGCCAUGAGAAGCGCGAAUUGUACAAAGGAUUCUUAUUAGUAGGAACAUUAGGAAUCUUGAAGGUCGUAGAAUCUCUCUCUCAAAGGCAUUGGUAUUUUGGGUCUAGGAGGACAGGUAUGAAGAUGAGAUCAGCUAUAAUGGCAGCUAUCUAUAGUAAGCAGCUUAAGCUCUCUAGUUUGGGAAGGAGGAGACAUUCAACAGGGGAAAUUGUGAACUAUAUUGGUGUUGAUUGUUAUCGGCUUGGGGAAUUUCCAUGGUGGUUACACACAGCUUGGAGCUCCCUUCUUCAGCUGAUCUUUGCCGUACUAGUUCUCUUUCUAAUUGUUGGCUGGAGUGCUCUUCCUGGCUUGGUUCCAAUCAUAAUUCUCUCUUUGUUAAACAUUCCCAUUGCUAAGAUACUUCAAAACUGCCAGACCCAAUUUAUGAACGCCCAAGACGAGAGGCUUCGGGCCACUUCAGAGGUCCUAAACAACAUGAAGAUCAUCAAGUUGCAGGCUUGGGAGGAGAAAUUCAAGGGUCGCAUUCUCUCUAUGAGAGAGAAUGAAUUCAAAUGGUUAACUUCUGCCCAGAUGAAGAAGACCUUUGGAAUUCUGUUCUUUUGGAUGGCACCUGUGUUUGUUUCUUCUGUGAUAUUUGCAAGCUGUGCCAUUAUGGGGACUGCUGCUUUGAAUGCUAGCACAAUUUUCACUGUUUUGGCUGCACUGAGGGUUAUGUGCGAACCUGUAAGGUUGCUCCCUGAGGCCUUCACUGUUAUAAUUCAGGUGAUGAUUUCAAUGCAUCGGAUUGGCCGUUUCUUGUUGGAGGAUGAGUUAAAGAUGGAGAAUAUCAGAAGGUGUCAUUUUAAUGGUUCUGAUUACGAUGUGAAGAUAACUGAUGGAAUUUUCAGUUGGAACCCCUAUGAAAACAUUCCUACACUAAGGGAUGUUAACUUGGAAAUAACAAGAGGGAGCAAAGUAGCAGUUUGUGGCCCUGUUGGUUCAGGAAAAUCUGCACUUCUAUAUGCCAUGCUUGGCGAGAUACCGAAUGUCUCUGGAUCAGCUCAAAUCAAUGGUUCUGUUGCUUAUGUUGCCCAAACAGCUUGGAUACAGAGCGGGACAAUUCGUGAUAAUAUACUCUAUGGGAAACCAAUGGACAAGACCAGUUAUUAUAAGGCCAUAGGAGCUUGUGCCUUGGACAAGGAUCUGAACAAUUUUGAACAUGGUGAUCUCACAAUAAUUGGAGAGAGGGGACUCAAUUUGAGUGGUGGUCAGAAACAAAGACUUCAGCUUGCUAGAGCUGUCUACAAUGAUGCUGAUGUCUACCUUCUUGACGACCCUUUUAGUGCUGUUGAUGCACACACGGCUGCCAUCCUUUUUAAUGACUGUGUGAAAUCGGCCCUGUCAAAGAAAACUGUUGUUCUUGUGACUCAUCAGGUUGAAUUUCUGGCGGCGGUUGACGAAAUUCUGGUUUUAGAAGGUGGGCGUAUCACACAAUCAGGGAGCUAUGGAGGGCUGUUGAGGACUGGCAUGAUGUUUGAGAAGCUUGUUAAUGCUCACCAAGAAGCCAUGACAGCAUUGGAUCAACCUCCAAACCUGGGACAUUUGAUUGAAUCUUGUAAAAUUAAUAGUGGGUUGCAGCCCGAGAAAGGAAAAGAUGAAGGGGAAAUUUCACUGAAGGGGCUGUCUUCUAACCAGCUGAUACAAGAUGAAGAGAAGGAGAUUGGUGAUGUGGGUUUGAAACCGUUUGUUGAUUAUAUAAGUAUUGCAAGGGGAUGGGUUCUUCUUUCUUCAGUUAUACUAGUUCAAUGUGUGUUUCUUCUAUUGCAAACAUUAUCAACUUACUGGUUGGCAGUGGCCGUUCUUAUUCCUCAGAUCAGCAGUAGAGUUUUUAUUGGAGUAUACUCUGCAAUGUCAAUGAGCAGUUUAGUUUUUAUUUACCUGAGGUCCUUCUUUACGGCCCUUCUUGGUCUAAGGGCUUCGAAAUCCUUCUUCUCUGGUUUCAUGGAUUCAAUAUUCAAUGCUCCAAUGUCAUUUUUCGAUUCCACACCUGUAGGCCGGAUCUUGACCAGGGCAUCCUCUGAUAUGAGCUUGGUAGACUUUGACAUCCCAUAUUCCAUCAAUUUUUCUUUGGUUCCAAUGCUCGAGAUUGUCUCAAUUCUGAUCGUCAUGUGCACUGUGACAUGGCAAGUUCUUGUCAUGGCAGUUCCCGUUAUGUUAAUUACGUUCUAUAUUCAGGGGUACUAUCUAGCGUCAGUGAGGGAAUUAGUGAGAAUUAAUGGGACAACAAGGGCCCCCAUUUUGAACUGCACUGCCGAGACAUCGCUUGGGGUAGUCACCAUUAGGGCUUUUGCUAUGCUAGAAAGGUUCAUUCAGCACAAUCUUAAUCUUAUAGACACAGACGCAAGGCUCUUCUUUUAUUCAAAUGUGGCCAUGGAGUGGUUGCUUCUGAGGGUGGAGGCUCUGCAAAAUAUCAUUUUAUUCACUGCUACAAUUUUCCUUGUUUUUCUCCAUCCAAGUACCAUAAGUCCUGGAUUUGUGGGCUUGUCACUCUCUUAUGCCCUGAGCAUGAGUGCUUGCCAAAUAUUUACAACUCGGUGGCAAUGCACACUUGCCAACUAUAUCAUCUCGGUUGAACGCAUAAAGCAAUUCAUGACCCUUCUUUCCGAACCACCUGCAAUCAUUAAUGAGAACAGGCCACCAGCUUCUUGGCCUGUCAAAGGGAGGAUUGAUUUACUGGACUUGAAGAUAAAGUAUAGACCAAAUUCUCCACUAGUUCUCAAAGGGAUCACGUGCACAUUUGAAGAAGGCAAGAGAGUGGGAGUUGUUGGAAGAACGGGUAGUGGAAAAACAACAUUGAUAAGUGCCUUGUUCCGUCUGGUUGAACCAGCUAGUGGAAAGAUCCUCAUAGAUGGACUGGACAUUUGCUCAAUUGGUCUUAGGGAUGUUCGGACUAAUCUUAGUAUCAUACCCCAAGAGCCUACUCUUUUCAAGGGUACUGUAAGAAGUAACUUGGAUCCUCUGGGCCUAUACAGUGACCAUGAGAUAUGGGAGGCCAUAGAGAAGUGCGAAUUGAUGAGCACCAUCCGGAGCCUUCCCGACCUUCUUGAUUCUUCUGUUAGCGAUGAAGGAGAGAAUUGGAGCGCAGGUCAGCGCCAGCUUUUUUGCCUUGGUCGAGUCUUGCUUAGGAGGAACAAAAUAUUGGUUCUUGAUGAAGCAACUGCAUCCAUAGACACCACAACAGAUGCUCUCCUCCAAAAGGUCAUCAGAAAGGAAUUCCCAAAUUGUACCAUCAUAACUGUCGCACACAGAGUUCCAACAGUUACAGAUAGUGAUAUGGUGAUGGUUCUUUAUAACGGGGAGCUUGUAGAAUAUGAUAAGCCGUGGAAACUUAUGGAAACUAACUCCUCCUUUGCUAAGCUAGUGGCUGAGUACUGGGCCCACAGUAAUAGGAGGGCAUAAUAAAUCCUUUGACGUUUGGUGUAGAGAGAGAGAUGCAUGUCUGUCUGAAUCGUAAGGGGAGAGAGAGAGAGAGAGGUGCAUGUCUGUCUGAAUUGUAAGGUUUUUUCCUCCUAGAUAUACUGCAUUGGUGACACCAUUGCUUGAUAGCCAUAUAUGUAUUUAUGUGCAAUGUCUUGUGAAAGGCAUACUUUGGAGGAUAAUGCAAUUCUUAUACCGAGAUCGUUGAAGGAUCUAUUUAUUAUUAUGGGCACGCUUUCUACA